CCUGGCCAGAGUAUAAAAACCAAAAAUGUUCAACACUGAUCAGUUAUUCAACGGCAACAUUAUGAAUCGUCUGGUUCUCUGCUCUCUCCUCGUCCUUGCGGGCAUCGCCGCCUCCAGUGCUUCACCCGACACCGAGUUCCCAUUCGGACGCAUUGUGAACGGUCAGGCAACCACCAUCGAUGCUCAUCCCUAUCAGGUGUCGAUUCAGACCAUCAAGGGCUCCCACUUCUGCGGCGGCAGCUUGAUCAACGAUGACACCGUCGUCACCGCUGCCCAUUGCAUGCAAUCCUACAAGGCCGCCGAGAUGCAGGUUCGCCUGGGUUCCACUGCCCGCAACUCUGGUGGUGAGGUCGUCGGUGUGAAGAGCUUCAAGUUCCACGAAGGCUACAACAGCAACCUCAUGGUCAACGAUGUGGCUGUCAUCAAGCUAAGCUCUCCUGUGCGUCAGACUUCCUUGAUCCGUGCCAUUCCUUUGGCCUCUAAGACUCCCGAUUCUGGAACUCCUGCUGUCGUCAGUGGAUGGGGCACCACUUGCUUCUUGUUGUGCUCUUCCCCCAACAACCUCAUGGAAGUCGAUGUGCAAAUCGUGCAAGCUUCCGAAUGCGGCUCUGCCAACUAUUCUUAUGGCUCCGACAAGAUUCUCGACACCAUGGUCUGCGCCAACGGUGCCAAUGACGAGAAGAAGGAUGCUUGCCAGGGCGACUCUGGUGGCCCACUUGUGGCCAAUGGAGAGCUUGUCGGUAUUGUAUCCUGGGGCAACGGCUGCGCCUGGACUAACUAUCCUGGUGUCUAUGCUGAUGUUGCUUCCCUCAAGGCCUGGAUCGAACUGACCUCAGCUGCAUUGUAAAGAGCUUCAAUAAAAUGGUUUAGCCAAAUAUUUCACACGAA
This is a messenger RNA of Drosophila nasuta, 888 nucleotides long. RefSeq names its product trypsin. The transcript has a single exon. Gene Ontology annotation, molecular function: serine-type endopeptidase activity. Gene Ontology annotation, biological process: proteolysis. Lineage: Eukaryota; Metazoa; Arthropoda; Insecta; Diptera; Drosophilidae. The record is from RefSeq and is a predicted model, not a curated record. The coding region runs from base 26 to 847 and encodes 273 amino acids.